AUGGGAGACCUUUUGCCGGCAGCAAAAAAGGUUGCCGAAGAGUUUGCAACUUCUGACGAUGAUGUCGAACAAUACGUGUACGAAGAACCUCCUGCGUACCGGAAAUUCAUCUACGACGUUUUUCUUUGGCUCUUGAGCAACAUCUUCGACUGUUUUUUCCGUGAAGUUCGCAGCAGAGGGCGUUACAAAGUGCCAACACAGGGACCGGUGAUAUUCGUAGCUGCACCACAUGCGAAUCAAUUCAUCGACCCGGUUUUAUUGAUGGGUCAAGUCAAAAAAGCAGUCAACAAACGUGUGUCGUUUUUGGUGGCAGAAAACUCGCUCAAGAGAAAAGCCAUAGGCACUUUUGCUCGCUGUGCUAUGUCGAUUGGCGUGGGAAGGGCUCAGGAUAAUUUGAAACCGGCUUCUGGUAAGAUCAGAGUUAGCGAAGAUAAUCCUCGGAAAAUCAUUGGAAGCGGUACGAAGUUCACUGAGAAUUUUGAAGCCCAAGGAUUGAUUGGUCUCCCCAAAUCUUUGGGUAAUGUUGUCAUUGAAUUUAUUGAAAGCGACACAGUAUUGUACGUUCGGAAAGAAUUCAAACAGACCAGACCGGAGGUUAGACAACUGUUGGAAAAAGGUACCUCCUAUAAGUAUGCUCCACGCGUGAACCAAAAAAAGGUUUAUCAUCGCGUUUUUGAGCAUUUGGCGCACGACCAGUGUGUGGGAAUUUUUCCAGAAGGUGGCUCUCAUGACAGAACAGAUUUACUUCCAUUGAAAGCAGGUGUGGCGAUUAUGGCAUUAGGUUGCAUGGGAAAGCACCCUGAAACUAAUGUCCAAAUUGUACCCUGUGGCAUGAACUAUUUUCAUCCUCACAAAUUUAGAUCCAGAGCUGUGAUUGAGUUUGGUAAUCCUAUCACCAUUUCUCCUGAGCUUGUUCAAAAAUAUCAGAAUCCUGAUACAAACCGAGAUGCCGUUAAAGAAUUGCUUGACCACAUCUCUGCUGGCCUAAAAGCAGUUACUGUUACUUGUCCGGACUACGAAACCCUGAUGGUCGUUCAGGCGGCUAGAAGAUUAUAUGCUGGUCAUCUCUCUGCUAAGCUUCCUCUUUCUCUUGUUAUAGAAAUGAACAGGCGAUUGGUCAAGGGCUACCAAAUGUAUCGAGAUGAUCCCAGAAUCAAACAGUUGAAAGAGAAUGUCCUGACUUAUAAUGCCAAUUUGAGUAACUUCAAUAUACCGGAUCAUCAAGUUGAAUCGGCCAAGAUCAAUUUUGCGAAGAACUUGAGUCUCCUCAUCAUUAGAUCUCUUCGUCUAUCGAUCUCCUUGAUUUUGGCUUUACCGGGUAUCAUCAUGUUUUCUCCAGUCUUUAUUGUGGCUAAGCUAAUUUCAAAGAAGAAAGCUUCGCAAGCGUUGGCGGCAUCCACGGUGAAGAUCAAGGCAAACGAUGUUAUUGCUACUUGGAAAAUUCUUAUAGGAAUGGGGUUUGCUCCGCUGUUGUACACGUUUUGGUCGAUUCUGUUAACAUACUAUUUCAGGAACUCGAUUACCAAGCACAAGUUUGCGAGUUUCGUCGGGAUAUAUGUGCUCUGUACAAUUGUCACUUAUUCGGCGCUAAUCAUAGGAGACAAUGGUAUGGAUGUGUUCAAGUCUCUAAGGCCAUUAUAUUUGUCAAUCACAACCCCUGGAAUUCUCAAAAACCUUCAAACCGAAAGAAAGGUUUUGGAAGAGAAAAUUACGAACAUCGUAAAUACAUUGGGACCAGAGCUGUAUCCCGGAUUCGACGGCGUUAGUCUCUAUGACAAAUACAGAUUUGGCCAACUCAAUACUGAUGAAGAUGAGGAUCGUGUCACAACGGAGCUGAGAAGAAGAAGAGAGCUCAGAAAGCGCAAAGAAAAGGGCAAGCAGACUUCUAGGCAGAGUUCUGAAUCUGAAGCAGAAAGUGAUGCGCUGUCAAUGAUCAAUAGCGACAAUUCGUUGUCAAAUAUUCCGCUUUUUUCUAAUAAUGGCAACAGAUCUGGAUCUGUGUCUUCUCUGACAUCAAUGAGUUCUGGAUUUGAGAUCAUCGACGAUGCAACCAAAGUUGACGAUCUAAGUAGUAAGAUUGCUCAUGCCGUGCGUGAGAAGAGAGAGUAG
Messenger RNA from Lachancea lanzarotensis, 2109 nucleotides. RefSeq names its product LALA0S01e12222g1_1 (gene SCT1). Gene Ontology annotation, cellular component: endoplasmic reticulum membrane. Gene Ontology annotation, biological process: phospholipid biosynthetic process. NCBI's taxonomy places the organism in Eukaryota, Fungi, Ascomycota, Saccharomycetes, Saccharomycetales, Saccharomycetaceae. The coding region runs from base 1 to 2109 and encodes 702 amino acids. Gene Ontology annotation, molecular function: glycerone-phosphate O-acyltransferase activity; glycerol-3-phosphate O-acyltransferase activity. The transcript has a single exon. The record is from RefSeq and is a predicted model, not a curated record.